GUGGUGCCGGGGAGCGGGAGAAGGUGGCGGCCAACCCCGAGGCGCUCCUGCUCAUGGCCAGCUCCCAGCGUGACAUGGAAGACUGGGUACAGGCCAUCCGCCGGGUCAUCUGGGCCCCGCUUGGCGGAGGUACUGCCCGUAGCUCGCAUGCCCACCCUCUAGAGCCCUUGCCUGCAGGGAUCUUUGGGCAGCGCCUGGAGGACACAGUCCACCACGAGCAGAAGUAUGGCCCCCGCCUGGCGCCGCUGCUGGUGGAGCAGUGUGUGGACUUCAUCCGGGAACACGGCCUCUCCGAGGAGGGGCUCUUCCGCCUGCCGGGCCAGGCCAACCUGGUGAGGGACCUGCAGGAUUCCUUCGACUGUGGGGAGAAGCCCCUGUUUGACAGCACAACGGACGUGCACACAGUGGCCUCCCUGCUGAAACUCUACCUGCGGGAGCUCCCUGAGCCCGUGGUCCCCUUCGCCAGGUAUGAGGACUUCCUCAGCUGCGCCCAGCUGCUCACCAAGGACGAGGGGGAGGGGACUCUGGAGUUGGCUAAACAAGUGAGCGACCUUCCUCAGGCCAAUUACAACCUGCUCAGAUACAUCUGCAAGUUUCUGGAUGAAGUUCAGUCCCACUCGGAUGUCAAUAAGAUGAGCGUCCAGAACCUGGCGACCGUUUUUGGACCUAACAUACUACGGCCACAGAUAGAGGACCCAGUGACCAUCAUGGAAGGCACUUCGCUAGUCCAGCACCUGAUGACUGUCCUCAUCCACAAACACAGCCAGCUCUUCACCGCGACAGCCCUGGAAGGGCCCACCUCCCCACGUGGGGGUCAGCAGUGCACAGUGGGAUGGGGAUCCGAGGAGGUCCCUAGGGACAGCCAGGGAGAGCCUGGUGGCCCUGGUCUGCCCACACACAGGACCUCAUCUCUGGACGGGGCCACGGUGGCCAUGCUCUCCAGAGCCUCUCCCAUGGGUCUGGGUGGCCGGUGCAGCCCUGCUGCCACCAGCCCUGGGAAGAAAGUGCAGACUCUGCCCAACUGGAAGUCUUCCUUCUGGCAGUCAGGGUCCCGGUCAGGAAGCCCGAAGGGGGGCAGCUCAUCCCUGGAGGUGCCCAUUAUCUCCUCCAGUGGGAACUGGCUCAUGAACGGGCUCUCCUCUCUGCGCGGCCACCGCCGGGCCUCAUCGGGAGACCGGCUCAAGGACUCAGGGUCGGCCCAGAGACUGUCCACCUACGACAACGUGCCCCCGGCCAGCCCCUUCCCCAGCACUGCCAACGUGGCCAGCACGGCAUGGUCCGGGGCCCCGUCCUCGGGAGAGGCCUCGGCCCGGGGCUCGCUCAGCAGCUGCACAGCCUGCAGGGCCAGCGACUCGUCCAUGUGCAGCUCCCUACACACUGAGUGGGCCCUCGAGCCCUCUCCGCUCCCCAGCAGCAGCGAGGACCGCGGGUCCCCAGACCUGGGCCACAGCCUGGACGGGGUGGGCGUGAGCAGCAGUGAGCCCAGCGACCCAGGCAGCCCCGGCCAGGACUACACCCGCCGCUGCCAGGCUCUCCAGGGCCUGGUCACGGAGCUCAGGGCGGAGCUGUGCCGGCAGAGGACUGAGUACGAGGCGAGCAUGAAAAGAAUUGAAGAAGGUCGUGCUGACCUGAGACAGCGCAUGUCCCGGUUAGAAGAAGAGCUGGACCAGGAAAAGAAAAAGUACACCAUGCUGGAGAUAAAGCUGCGGAACUCGGAGCGGGCGCGGGAGGACGCGGAGAGGAGGAACCAGCUGCUGCAGAAGGAAAUGGAGGAGUUUUUUUCCACCCUGGGAAGCCUGACUGUUGGGGCAAAAGGCACCCGAGCCCCAAAGUAAAAGGAGCGCAAAGCUCACUUCCUACCCUGUCUGCUCGUCUCUCCCGUCAGCAGAGCUGGCCUCUGGCCACAGGAGGAAUCAGAAGUCUCUGUAGCUCGAGCCGGGCCACCAGCGGGGCCAAGCGCCCUGGAGCCAGCUGGAGAGAGAGAUCCUGACACUCUUGUGGGGACCGUCAGGACCCCAUACCCCCAAAUAGGAUCCCAACACUGCUGCAACUAUGCAGGGCCUGGCGGGUGUCAGAAGGGGGUGAUACCUAGAGCCGCAGCCAGCCCCUCACCCAGGAAAAUCCCCAAUGCCGCCAAAAGGCAUGGCACCCAGGAUUGGGGCGGCCACCAGGAACAGUUUGCUUUCUUUAUUAAAUCUGCUCUGAAAGCACGUGCCUCA
Messenger RNA from Galeopterus variegatus (Sunda flying lemur), 2219 nucleotides. It is a transcript of the gene ARHGAP22, whose product is annotated as Rho GTPase activating protein 22. Gene Ontology annotation, molecular function: GTPase activator activity. Bases 54 to 1835 code for a protein of 593 amino acids. The transcript is spliced from 7 exons. Gene Ontology annotation, cellular component: focal adhesion. NCBI's taxonomy places the organism in Eukaryota, Metazoa, Chordata, Mammalia, Dermoptera, Cynocephalidae. The record is from RefSeq and is a predicted model, not a curated record. Gene Ontology annotation, biological process: activation of GTPase activity; signal transduction.